AUGGAUAUUACAGACGCUUUUGAGGUGGAAACACGUCCAUGUACCACAUCUGGAUCGACAAGUUCUAUGAGAUUGAAUUCUCAGAUAUCUUUGCCUUCGGUUCCCAACCCCCUUUCACGAGUUCAGCGCGUUACUACUUUCGCACGGGGCUUGACGCCAAGGGUCAAUGUGUCAAGGAGGCUAGCUAAGAGGCAUCUGCGCUUAUCGCUUUCGUCCUUUACCACAUCGCUGAUUCGGAGGGUUCAGCACAUUGUUGCUUUCACGCGAAACUUGACGCAGAGGGUCAUAACAAUGAUAAAGACUCACUUGCGCCCAUCUCUUCUACGUGCGGCUAUUCAAGAAGCAUGCACGCCAGGUUGCAAGCACCGGCAACCUGGAGUUGCUACCGAAGUUGACACCUCUCUUUACGCUGUGCGUGUGCCGACUUUCUACAGCGGUUCAACGGGGGAGGUAUUGUUUACGGCGUCUGGUAUUCUUCAACUAUCAAUGGCGAUGUAUUUCGGUGGCCUUCACUGUGUGGCAUGGAAUUUUGUUUUCCCGACAAGGGAGCUUUGUCAGCUGUGGAGAGUUUCUGCCAUUACUCUAACCUCAAUUCCCCUUUAUUACCUGAUAUAUGUAUGGGGGAUGCAGGCCUACUACGAACAUCAAGUUCUCGCAAUACGCAGACGCUUUCUAUGGACGGAUUUCCGGUGCAAACGGCUACCGAGAUCCGUGCGUAGAAUAUUCUACUACUCAGGCAUGUCGGUCAUAAUAUGGAUCGUACAGAUAAAAUUUUAUCGUUUUGGACGAGUGUUACAGCAACUUCUAAAGUUUCUCUAUCUUGCCGCUCGGAUCACUCUUAUCAUUCUGCCCUUCAUUCUUUUGCAGGACCAUCCUUCACGUACACUCGAAGAGGUCGAAUGGACCAACUAUAUUCCUCACGUAUCUUGGAUGUUUUCCCAGUAG
Molecule: messenger RNA, 945 nt
Organism: Marasmius oreades (fairy-ring Marasmius)
Lineage: Eukaryota; Fungi; Basidiomycota; Agaricomycetes; Agaricales; Marasmiaceae
Exons: 1
Coding region: 1-945 (314 amino acids)
Source: RefSeq, a predicted model, not a curated record